AGACCUGUGCCCAGCGGGGCCUCUGGGCCUCUGGUCUGUCAAGGGAUAGAACCCUGGGUCUGUCAAGGGAUAGAACCCUCGGGGUGUCUCCCCCAUAGCUGGGACAGGCCAGGUGAAGAAGGAGCCGGAGGCCAAGAAUCUGGGUCUUGAGGGAGCAGAAGCAGCGGGCUCCUGGGAAUCUUGGCACUGACCCAGGCAGGGGUGGGAGGCGGCUCCAGCCCUUAAAACCACAGCGUCGGCCUCUGCCUCUCCUCCGGGCCUCAGGACAGAGCCCAGCUCGCCGAACCCCGGCCAUGAAGGGCCUCCUCACCCUGGUCUGGCUGCUGGCCUGCACUGUACCAGCUGUGCCUGGGAGCCUGCUAGACCUGAAGUCCAUGAUCGAGGAAGUGACGGGAAAGAGCGCCCUGUCUCACUACGGCUUCUACGGCUGCUACUGUGGCUGGGGCGGCCGUGGGGCCCCCAAGGAUGGUACUGACUGGUGCUGCUGGGCACAUGACCACUGCUAUGGGCAGCUGCAGGAGAAAGGCUGCAACAUCUGGACACAGCCCUACAAGUACAGGCUGGCGCGGGGCCUGGUGGCCUGUGAGCCGGGGACCUUCUGCCAGAUGCGCCUCUGUGCCUGUGACCAGAAGCUCACCUCCUGCCUCAAGAGGAACCUGAGGAGCUACAACCCUCACUACCGCUACUUCCCCAACCUCCUCUGUGUCUAGGCGCCCUUGGCGGGUUCUCUCCAGUCAGGGCUCUGGCAGAGCUCACAGCCUCACCUUGCCGGGCUCCCCAGAGACACUCCAGCUUUGAGCCUCAUUCCUCCUGGAUGGUUCUGAAGAGCCUGCACGUCAGAGUACUUGGCCUCCGCUUCCCAAGUCACCUGCCUGCUGCUGGGUGCUGCCCUCUGACCCCGCCAGCUGUGUCCCCACUGCCAGCUGUGCUCCCCCAAGGUCUUCUUGGGGAGCUCAUUUCCCCCCGACCGCUGCAGUGUCAUCGUCAGCCAGUAUCACUGACACCCUACAGACUUUUGCUCCCAGUCUGACCAAAGCUGACUCCGUAAA
This is a messenger RNA of Erinaceus europaeus (western European hedgehog), 1049 nucleotides long. It is a transcript of the gene PLA2G5, whose product is annotated as phospholipase A2 group V. The record is from RefSeq and is a predicted model, not a curated record. Bases 294 to 710 code for a protein of 138 amino acids. The transcript has 5 exons. Gene Ontology annotation, molecular function: calcium ion binding; phospholipid binding. Lineage: Eukaryota; Metazoa; Chordata; Mammalia; Eulipotyphla; Erinaceidae. Gene Ontology annotation, biological process: phospholipid metabolic process; lipid catabolic process; arachidonate secretion.